AUGGAGAAAGAAGCAAGACCCAACUGGGACAACCCCAUACAGUUUGUUCUGGCAUGCGUCUCAUAUGCGGUCGGACUUGGAAAUGUUUGGCGUUUUCCAUACCUCUGUCAAAUGCACGGUGGAGGGGGGUUUUUGAUUCCAUAUUUCGUCAUGCUGAUUCUGGAGGGUGUUCCCUUAUUCUACUUGGAGCUUGCCAUUGGUCAGAAGAUGAGUAAAGGCAGCAUCGGGGCAUGGACGGCCAUCAGCCCUUAUUUGGGAGGAGUAGGCCUCGCUAGUGUUGUGACAUCCCUGUAUCUGUGUCUCUAUUACAACAUCAUCAAUGCAUGGAGUUUCUGGUACCUCUUUCAUUCAUUUCAAUCAGUCCUGCCAUGGGCAGACUGCCCCAUCAAUGCCAACCGGACAGGACCUAUAGAGGAGUGUGAAACGGCCACGGCCACGCAGUACUUCUUCUACAGGGAAACACUAGACAUCUCUGCGUCUAUUGAAGAGAACGGAGGCGUUCAUACAGGCCAGGCACUGUGCCUCUUGCUUGCCUGGAUGAUCACCUACCUGUUCAUUGUCCGAGGAGUCAAAUCAACUGGAAAGGUGGUGUACUUCACAGCCACUUUUCCAUAUGUGGUCCUCCUCAUCUACCUGAUCCGCGGUGUGACACUUCACGGUGCCAUCAAUGGUGUCAAAUACAUGUUCACACCAAAGAUGGAACAGCUUGCUGACCCUACUACAUGGAUCAAUGCGGCCACUCAGAUCUUUUUCUCUUUGGGUUUGGGUUUUGGGACACUCAUAGCUUUUGCCAGUUACAACCACUACAACAACAACUUUGAGAGGCAGGCCAUUGUUGUGUCCUUCAUCAACAGUGGAACCUCCAUCUUUGCCAGCAUUGUCACCUUCUCCAUCUAUGGGUUCAAGGCAACCGUCAACUAUGAGAACUGCCUGGAGAGGACACGCUUACUGCUGCUAAAUGCUUUUAAUCUAGCAGAGGACACCAUCAACAUAGACAAUGUCUGUGAUUGGAUUGUGAAACUCAACACAACAUUCCCGGAGCAGUUUGCCAAAAUCGCCAACAAACUGGAAGACUGUAACCUGGAGAGUGAACUAGACACUGCAGUAGAGGGGACAGGUUUGGCCUUCAUUGUGUACAGCGAGGCCAUUAAGAAUAUGCCAUUGUCUCAGCUAUGGUCAGUACUCUACUUCAUCAUGCUCCUGCUGUUGGGAAUGGGCAGCAUGCUGGGCAACGUCACUGCCAUCAUCACCCCACUACGAGACUUCAAAGUUGUUUCCCACAUAAGCGUCGAGUUGCUCAAUGGUUUGGUGUGUUUGUUUUGUUUGCUGCUCGGCCUGGGCUUUACCACCACCUCAGGAAAUUACUGGUUCACCAUGUUCAACGACUAUGGAGCUAAUUUCUCCCUACUGUUCAUUGUCCUCAUCGAGGUUGUAACUGUCAGUUACAUCUAUGGAAUUAGAAGGUUUGAAAAAGACAUAGAAGACAUGCUCGGCCAUCGUCCCAACUGGUACUGGAAGUUGAUGUGGGCAAUAGUCAGUCCCCUUCUCCUUAUCACCCUCUUCGUCGUAUACAUUGUCAACUACAUCAGAGGAGGGACACCCACCUACCAAGCAUGGAACAAAGAGUUGGGUAAGACAGUGGUGACGAAUUAUCCUGUCUUUGGUCAAGUCUUCAUCGGGCUGCUGCUAGUGUCGUCAGUCAGCUGUGUUCCCCUCACAGCUCUGUAUGCUUACUACAGGAAGAGGAAGCAUGGAAAUCAACUGAAGAGGGAGCAUACUGUCAGCACAGUGUCUGGUCAUUAACCAGAGGAUGAAAGGGACUGGCCAUCCACCAUCACCUGCCUUCCUACAGACCUGAAUGUCUCUGUCCUUUGGCUAAAUGCAGCAAAAAAACAGACUUUGUCAGAGUUAGAUAUUUUCAGGGGAAUGUACAAUUUUCUCAGUAUUAA
Messenger RNA from Plectropomus leopardus (leopard coralgrouper), 1949 nucleotides. RefSeq names its product solute carrier family 6 member 20 (gene slc6a20). NCBI's taxonomy places the organism in Eukaryota, Metazoa, Chordata, Actinopteri, Perciformes, Serranidae. Gene Ontology annotation, molecular function: proline:sodium symporter activity; L-proline transmembrane transporter activity. Gene Ontology annotation, cellular component: apical plasma membrane; plasma membrane. Gene Ontology annotation, biological process: L-proline import across plasma membrane; sodium ion transmembrane transport; glycine transport. The record is from RefSeq and is a predicted model, not a curated record.